AUGCCGAAGCUAAAAAGAAGAUCUAUAUCUCAAAGAAAUGUCGAUAAAGCAAAGAUAAUUAGAGAAAAAAGAGGUAACGAUGAAUUUCGUUUGAUAGACAAUAGAAGACGAGCAAAAUCUCAUAAAAUUGAACGACAAAUUGAUGAAUUUAAAAUUGAAGAUAAUAAAAGAAGAGCAGAAGCUCUUCAAAUUAAACGUGAAGAGGAAGAAUACAAAGAGGAAGAAAGAAGAAGAAAUGCAUUGAGAAUGCAGAAUAGUAGAGAUAUAUACAAAAAUAAUUUUGAUGUCAUGAAGUCAAAUUAUGAGUUAAAAAUAAAAGAAGGACCGACUCAUAUUUGUAGCUGUUGUGGUGGUUUAUGGUUUGAGUAUUCAAUCAGAGAAUAUACAGUUGAGAUGUUAACAAACAAAGGAUUAAAAACAGAAUUUAUCAAUGCAGUUUGUUACCUAAAAAAUGCGACCAUCAAAUUAUGUGUCACAUGCAGAAAGGACAUCAUGUUGAAUAAAGUACCUAAUCUCUGUCUAUCAUAUGGUUUAGCAUUUUAUGAAAUACCAGAUUGUUUAAAAAUCUUAACUGAAUCAGAAGAAAGAUUAAUAUCACCGAGAAUUCCUUUUAUGGUAAUCCGAAGUUUAGGUUAUUCUAAACAAUUUGGUCUCAAAGGUAACCUUGUAAAUGUUCCGAUGAAUGUUGACACAAACGUUUCAAUCUUACCCAGAACUUUUAGUGAUACUCAAACAAUUCAGUUAAAACUCAUGAGACAAAUGAAAAAUAAAAAUGCUUUUAUGUACGAAACAAUUCGACCAAAAAUCGUACAUACAGCUGUUAAAUAUCUUGUUGAACAAGAACUUUAUAAAGAUGAAGGGAUUGUUAUAUCUAGUGAUUGGCUAAAUCAGCACUUCAGCGAAAGAGAAAAUUUUAUCAUUAAUGAUGAAGAUAAAAAAAUUAAUGAGAAUGAAAACACAAAAGGUUCUGACGAUGAUGAUAACUGGAAUGAGUGUGACGACGAGCCAAUCAAUCCAGGAGCUACUGAAACAUUAUUAAAUGAUGAGAUUGCCGAUCAAAAUGAUGUCGGUAUUAAAUUUGCUCCAGUCGAGAAUAACAGACCAAUAUCUAUUUUGAUGGACUUGAAAGUUGACGAGUUGACACUUCCGAAAAUUUAUUGUGGAAAACAACGAAAAAUCAAAGAAAAGACUAAAUUAACCUAUGCUAAGAUUGCUAAGUCAGAGCUACGAAUGUUUGAUAGAAGAUGUGGUAGAGUAUCGAAACUAUUUUUUACAUAUAAGAAACUCCAAACAAGAAAGUUUCGUGACGCUAUUUCAAUAAAUUUAAGAAAAACAAAAAAUACGAGCAAUGUAACACUUGUGCAAAUGCUCAAUCGAGAUUAUGUGAAUGGUCUAAUACACAAUAAUAAUGCUUUUGCAUUCUUGAGAUGUGACCGAUCUUCACCAGUAUUCUGGGAACUAAAAAAAAGAAGUUAUGGCAAUGAUUAG
Messenger RNA from Rotaria socialis, 1488 nucleotides. The record is from the annotation of a GenBank genome assembly. Lineage: Eukaryota; Metazoa; Rotifera; Eurotatoria; Philodinida; Philodinidae.